This is a messenger RNA of Diabrotica virgifera virgifera (western corn rootworm), 839 nucleotides long. RefSeq lists its product as uncharacterized. Lineage: Eukaryota; Metazoa; Arthropoda; Insecta; Coleoptera; Chrysomelidae. The record is from RefSeq and is a predicted model, not a curated record. The transcript is spliced from 2 exons. The coding region runs from base 12 to 839 and encodes 275 amino acids.
AAUAUCGCAGCAUGAAAAAAUCUGGAGCAGGCGCUCAGUUUCAUUCCAAGUGGUUUGCCUACGAUGCAUUAGUAUUUCUUCGAGACAAAAACAAAGUCCGCCCAUGCAAGGAAAGUGAAGCUGAGAACGUGGAUGACCUUAAUGACUCUUCCUCCGAAACGGAUUUAGAUGAUUCACAAGUAACAGAUUGUGAUGAAGGUGGAAAUGAGACCCAAGAAUUUCAAGAUGCAGAACAUGGCAACGAAGGCAUGAAAGACUUGUAUAACGAUGGUUCUCAAAACCCAUCAACAUCUAACGCUGCUUGUGAGAAGCCUUCGGCAUCUAACAAAUCCUCUCAAGAGCCUCGUAAAAAAACCGUGGAAAAUCCGAACAGCACAAAUCUUGAUGAAUUUAAACACCCUAAUAAAACUAGACGUGUCACACAAACACUUACAAGAAAAAUCGAUGAUAACGCUCGAAAAGAAGAGGCAUAUAAAAUAAUUCAAGACAUACAAAAUAAACGACAGCGAGACAAAUUCGAUGUAUUCGGAGAACAUAUGGCGUGUAAAAUUAGGGAUUUGAAUACCACCUGCGCACAAAAUAUUGUAGAACAUCUUAUAGGUAAUAUUUUGUUCGAUGCAAGUAUGGGUAAAUAUGAUUAUGGAAUGCCACAAUCAACUAACACAUAUGAGCCAAUUUUAUCAAUGCAACCUUCCACGAGACCACAAUCACAUUCAUCGUAUUGCAGCACACCAGCUAUAUCACCACCGGAGACAUACAUACAAAACUCUUCAGACUCCUCUACUGCUUUUGGUUCCUCAAACAUUCUCGCAGAGGCAUUUCAAUUAAGUAACAUGUAA